AUGGAUGAAGACAGCCUCCCCAUCCGAGCAGCCCCGAGACCCCUGCUCGUGGGGCCAGAUCGGAUGGACUCCCUUUCAGACCUGGAUGUUUCGCUGACGCCGGACAAGGUCGGCAAAUCCAUGGGAAUACUGAAAAAGCGGGAAGGGCCGGAUGGCGAUGUGGUGAGAGGGAAAGCCAGCCGUCGGCAGAAACGUAUUGGCAAACCAUUUCGGGCAGUACAAACACAUGCAGGACGGGUUUUCAAAAGAGACAGGAGCCCACCUCCUGUAUCGCUGCACACGUUGCAGGUCCGGUUUGAUACUGGCUCUGAGCCCGAGGGUUGUGACGAAGAAGCAUUAACCCCAGGUGACCCGGAUUUCCGGGAGGAGGGCGCAAGCCCCAGGAGCCCAGCUCUGGCGUCGGCUCCCGAAGGGAGUGAAUCGAAAGCCCAGACUCUAGCCAACCCGUCCUCCAUUGUCACCAGCGACCGAAGGGAUAAGGGCCCGGCCCUCCGUGACUCCCGGAAGGUUAAAGCCGCCAGGCUGAACGAGGUGUGCAAGCCCCCGAGGCGGGGAGUGCUCCCGGGAGGCCCCGGGGGACGUGGCGACUGCCCCUUGGCCAGCCCCGAGUAUAACACGACCCUGGCGCUGGGGCAGGAGCUGCAGCAGCUGAGGGAAGCGGGCUUCGAUGCGAGGAGAGCUGCCACGGAGCAGCUGAAGAGGUCGUCGGUGACGCGGCAGUGCGUGGAGGGGAAGGUGACUGAAGGCUUGAACGUGCCGAAGGAUCUGCAACGUUACAAAGGGCUGGUGAGCUUGGAGGUGCCUGUGGAUGAGGUGCUGAGUGUGGCUGUACAAGAGAAAAUGCUGCUGGUCAAACCAAGGGCAGAGAAUAAGAAGGUUGUCGGGGUGGAAGCCCCCGACCUGACAAUGUUCUACGACCCCCUGGAGCUGUUGACCGAGACCCCGCACCUCUCCGUGGAGGGUCUGCCAGCACUGAAGGUGCAGGCACAGCCGAAACCAGCGGCCAAACCCUUUGAUCUUUACCGGAAGCUGAGGCAGUGGGAGGCCUAG
Molecule: messenger RNA, 1050 nt
Organism: Carcharodon carcharias (great white shark)
Lineage: Eukaryota; Metazoa; Chordata; Chondrichthyes; Lamniformes; Lamnidae
Gene: ppp1r35
Product: protein phosphatase 1, regulatory subunit 35
Exons: 5
Coding region: 1-1050 (349 amino acids)
Biological process (GO): negative regulation of phosphatase activity
Molecular function (GO): phosphatase binding
Source: RefSeq, a predicted model, not a curated record